AGUUAGGUUUUCAGUCUGUGAUGAUAAAUCCAAGGCUUGUUCUUGAUCAUCAAGAACAAGUGGGAAAACUUUUGCUUCAUAUGAGGCUUAAGUUCUUAACUUGGAUCUUUGAGACUAUUUGUGUUUGUAGUUGCACACCAUUGCUUCAUAUGUUUUUCUUUAAGUACAAUUUUUUUUUAAAUUUUUUUUUUUUUUUUAUGAUCUCUGAGGCUAUUUAUGUUAGAUUUGCAGUAGAAACCCUCCAUUUUUGUUGCUUAAAAGAGGGCUAAAACAUGAUUUUUGAAAGAGUUUUUGUGAUGUUGAAAUGUGAAAUUGAAUCGGUGACCUUUCUCUUUGUCCGAUCUGUUAUAAUAUUUUUGUUUGUGUGAUUUCUGUGAGAUCUUUUGGGUAGAAAAGCCAUUUUUAACCUAUUCUCUAGAAAGCAAUCACCAAUCGACCCGUCCGAUUCAACUCGGCCUUUUCAGGAACCGACUUCACAAGGUACUUGGACUACAGUAACUACUAUACUCCGUCCACACCGUAUCCUCUCUAACCGUCUUGGUUUUAAACUCAUUUGAAAGUCAUUUUUUCUCCCGCUCUCAGAUCAAAUUAUUUUGAAAACAAAUACUUCUCGUCUCCGGCGUUUCUCUUUUUCUCUUCCCUACUUUUCUCUUCUAUUUCUGAAUCUGGUACUAUGGGAAUGCUUUCUGUUUCUUUGCUAUUCAAUUCUCCAUCUGUGUUUCGAGUAAUUGUGGUGUUUUUAGGUUUAGUGUGAUGCUAUUAUGAAUUUGAUCGAUUUCAACUGGUUUUUAUUCAUUUUUAGUCUAAUUUUUUUGGUGAAUCAGGUUGAGUUAGGGUAAACUGAAUUAGGUUGAUUUACGGUAAUAGAGUUAACAGAUUGGGUGAUUGAGUUAGGGUAAAUGAGUUGGUAGAUUGUUUUAUUGACUACAUAACGUGGAUUGAUUUUGAUAAGUUCACAAUGGUUAAUUUAGGAAACUCGUUUGCUAUGAGGAGUUGUUCUGGAUAUGAAUCUGUAUCAGGGAUCCGCAAUCCAGGUUAUGCACUGAGGAGUUCUAGUUCUACUGGAUUAGUGAUUCGUAACCCAGGAUUAUCAGGUUUUUAUGGCCAUGGAUUGUCAUUCGGAUUUGUUAGAUUCCCUUCUCUUUCUAGAGCUCCUCGAAAGCUUGUGAUCACAAACUCUGGUGUGGAAGAUGCUAUUCUACGAGCUACUGAAUCAAUGGUCGACAAUCUAAUGGAUAGGAGUUCGGAACUCAUCCCAAAACCAGUCAAAAGAAUUGCUCGUAUCAUCUCAUCCAAGAAGACUAAUGUGUUGGAAAUAUUGCUUUUCUUUCUAAUAUUCUAUCCAAGGUCUGCAUUCUACUUGGUGAAGAAACUUCUUCCUUCAUCUACACUCAUGAAACAGUUUGCUCUAGAGGUCGGAAAAGAGAUUGGUAAGCAGGUCAUAGAGCAGUCUGUGGGUGUUCUGUUUGGAGCUGCAGCUGUAUAUUAUUGGAAAUCGGGUGAAUCUGCUUCUUACAUUGAUGUUGGAGGGAAGGCCAAGUCAGUUGAUCACAAGUUUGACCAAAAGUUUGAUGUUGAAAUUGAUCAAGCUUCUUUGAUGGUGACAAAAUUUAAGGAGCUGGUUGAAGGUUUUGAAAAGAAUGUAGAUCUGAAGUUCGUUGAUGGGCAGACAAGCGUCUAUUUGGAUAGCUUCAGUUCUGAUUUUCUGUAUGCUAAGAUUCAUGUCUCCUUCGUGAUGGGUUGUGAGAAUAAAGCCUUUUGCAAUAUCAGUUCGAUUGUUCGUAUGGAGAUCUUAAAGGCUACAAGGGGUUCCAUUUUGCAGUGAGGAUUUGUAGGCCUGUAUAGAUUAGCUCAAGACACUCUAAUUGAACAUGUGGUAUAUACAUAUUGUCAGGGAGACGGUGAUAGAACAGUUUACUAAUUAGAGCCCUGUUUGUUAUUCGGGUAGAUCAUAAAUGUUUGGUAGACAUAAUUGUAUAUCCUUAAAAAAGUUUUAAGUACUAUCAAGAGUUAUUACAUGAA
Papaver somniferum (opium poppy) is the source of this 2022-nucleotide messenger RNA. RefSeq lists its product as uncharacterized. The coding region runs from base 959 to 1825 and encodes 288 amino acids. The record is from RefSeq and is a predicted model, not a curated record. Lineage: Eukaryota; Viridiplantae; Streptophyta; Magnoliopsida; Ranunculales; Papaveraceae. The transcript has 5 exons.